Molecule: messenger RNA, 2772 nt
Organism: Colletotrichum truncatum
Lineage: Eukaryota; Fungi; Ascomycota; Sordariomycetes; Glomerellales; Glomerellaceae
Source: RefSeq, a predicted model, not a curated record
AUGGACUGCAGAAAGAUACAAGAUGUAGAAAACCUCAGAGAUGCCGACGGCAUCAUCCCUACUCACGCUUUUCCCGUCCACAAUCCUUCGGAGAAUACAUGCGAGAGCCCGGAAUUCAGCGAAGAUGAUCCCGAUAGUGAGGGUGAUUGCCAUCUCGGAUCUGAUUCAGGCUCUGAAGCCCUUCAGGAGCCCGGACCGAUUAUGCUCACAGUCGCCACGAAAGAAAACUUCACAAUUGAAGAACUAUCGGAUUUCGAUCCUAUGGACCAAGAUCGUACUGGCUUUAUUGGCCCUUCUGGCUUUUCCUCGCCUGCCUGCCCUCAAUCUCCUCCUCCGACUACCACCAUGUCUAACGAGUUACCCAACGCCUUUCUUCAGGACAUGCGCAGUUUCAACUUCAGCGAGUCUAGUUCUGAUUCUGAUGAGUCUGAUAGUAGCGCAACAUUUACCGAGUUCGCACGUGUGCAGCGCGAGCGACGUAAGCAACGCAAGGCGCAGAGGAGUCACGACAGUGGCAUUAGCAUUUCAAAUGGCUCGAGCUUCGGGAAGCGGACGGUAUCGGAGCGCAGCGACUCAGACAACGAAGAUUUGGCCCUGUUUAACCCGGAGUCGGUCGGCUCAACUGCGAGGAGGCUUAGGCGGAGAGUAGGCGAUCGUCGGAGCUUUCUCUCUAUGUCGUUCCAGGACCCGCCCCCGCCGCGUAUCAACGAGCUCGAAGAACCAGAAAGCGAGACUGAGGACACCUUGCCCUUCAAGAACCGAGAAAAGCUCGCCCGUGAGUUGCCGUACUGGUCUGUUGAGAUAAUGGAUUACGACAGCAAUAGCGAUGAAGCCUCCAAAAUCUACAAACCUUCUGUCGAACAAGAUGUACUGAAUAUGAACAUGAAAAGCACGAAUAGUGCGGGGGUAAACAAAUACCACGGCUUUGAGGCUUCAGAGUAUGCUGAUGAUAAGGUAAUGCCUUUUAAUCUGCCCGGGGAAUCAAACAAUGAGGCCAAAUCGUCCAAAAGCUCUCAGCAUCAUCAGGUUGCAACCUGGAUGGGUCACAAGCUACUUGGUGAUAGCGUUUUCAGGGACAAACAGGAUAAGGAAUGGCCAGAAAAAGACUCCGAUGUUUAUGUUAGCCCGACCAGUGGCAAACUGACAGCCAAGACGCCAGGAACUGAUAAGCGUACGGAGCAUGGGUAUCCGAUCACAGGGGACGAAGGUUUUCAGUCACAUCCUCCAGAAUACUCUACUCAUCAUAGUGGCCAAAUCAUCCGACAUAUGCCGAACCAGGGGAUCAGAAGGCAUGUGCCUGGCAUGAUGUUGGAGGAUAAACCUGCAGAGUCUGUUCGUCACCUGCCAAAUGAUGAUGAGAAAAACUCCACGUUUCCAGAGACGCCAGGUGUUCCAACGUCAGGAAAUGAGGGCUUCUUCUGGCCCAAACAGGAUAUAAAGGUCAAGGAAGCUCUUUGGGAAGAGAAGUGUAAAGCGGGUGAUGAAACUGAGCGGCCGGAGUGGGCAACCAAGUGCGAAGGAAAAGCUUGUGGGCAUGGGGGAAAUAGCAGCAGCUCCAUGUCUCAAGUCAACUUUCAAUCUACUUCUGCAAGCAAGCGGACUGCCAUCGAUGUCGCAGACGCUAACGAGCUCUUGAUAACGAAGAGUGGCAUACCUGGAGAGCUACAACCCGGCCCAUCACAGACGCAGCAGAUCCAGCAGACCCAAAAUUGCAGCAGCAUGGAAACCAGCAGUGUAUCAUCAGCAACUUUUGACAGUUCAAGUGCAUCUGAGGCCGAAUCAUUAUGGCUACUCUCAGAGUGCUCGGAAGAGCCUCCUGCACUUAACUAUGGGCAUCCCUUUCUCAAGCUGAAGGAUGUUGCCUUGCGAGUUACACUAGAAAGUUUCCGCAUAUGGAGAGAGUGUACCGCUGAAUCGGAUACUCCUACAACUGGUGAAUCAACGACUUCACAAGAUAAAAAGAGCGAUAAGGUGUCAAGGAAACGACAUAGGAAUCCUGAUUCGAAUGAAACGCCGGAUAAUGGUGAUGCAGACCAGGAUUCAAACCAAAAGACGACAACCAAGCGGCGCCGCACUACAGAGAAAAAGCUGACCUUUGCCUGCCCAUUCUCAAAGAAGGACCCUAUGAAACACAGGGAUUGUUACAAGUACAUGUUGAAUCGAAUCCGUGACGUUAAGCAACACUUGGCCCGUUGUCACCGAGUGCCACCGUACUGCCCGCGGUGUAUGGCUACAUUCUCGGACGAGGAUGCACGAGACGGCCACAUACGAGAUGAAGACUGCCCGAAACGGACAUUUGUCAAGUUAGACGGCGUUACCGACUCUCAAAGAAGCCAGUUAGCAAAGAAGGCACCUUCGAACCAGUCCAAAGAAGAUCAGUGGUUUGGUGUUUACGACAUUCUCUUCCUUGGCCAACCACGCCCUGCGUCGCCGUACAUUGAUAAUGACCUACUUCAGGACAUAACGCUGUACCAAGAUUACUUGUCAACCAAUGGACCGACAAUCCUUUCGGAGAUAUUGACUUCUAGGGGUGCAGUUACAUGGAAUCUGCCCAACGAGGAACAGGACUUAGCGGCUUUUCAGCGGUCAAUAUUUGAGGAGGGCCUUAGAGAGAUAUUUCAACGCUGGGCGAGCCAGAAUGGAAUUUCCUUGGCCCAGGAGACGACUCAGCCGACAGAAGAGAGCAGCAGCCGCGUGGAACAAGUUACUAUACGGGACUUUCUGAUGAAAUAUGGGGAGAAGACUUUAAUACACCACAACUGGAAAGCCUAA